Molecule: messenger RNA, 4704 nt
Organism: Drosophila hydei
Lineage: Eukaryota; Metazoa; Arthropoda; Insecta; Diptera; Drosophilidae
Gene: for
Product: cGMP-dependent protein kinase, isozyme 2 forms cD5/T2
Exons: 10
Coding region: 676-3975 (1099 amino acids)
Biological process (GO): protein phosphorylation
Molecular function (GO): cGMP-dependent protein kinase activity; ATP binding
Source: RefSeq, a predicted model, not a curated record
UCCGCAGCGUUCGCUUCAUACUGUCAAGCUGGACGCAACGUCGUCGUCGUCGUGUGCUCGUUUUUGUUGCCGUCGAUUUUAGUCGAACGCUAGUCGAACGAUCUAGCGCAUAUCGCACUGUGUGCUCAAUUCCAACAACCACUACAAUUACAACAACAACAAAAGCUAACCUGAGAACCGUUCUAUUCCAUAUGUGCAGCAAUUGAGCAUAAAAUUGCCCACGUUAAGCCUCACAAAUACAAAAAAAAAAAAAACAGAAAACACCAACAACAACAAGAGCAUUGUGACAAAGUACCAAAGUGCAGCGACGUUGUCGUCGACGUUGACGCUGCGUCGCCUGCAUGUUUGCCUUAAUUUCGUGCUUCCUGUGGAGAACGGACAAAAAGAACAACAAACAGUGGCAAUAAAAAGCAACAAGUGGAAACAGCGGCGAAAAUAACAUCAGCGACAACAGCUUUCUUUAAAAGCCGGCUGCGCAGCAUUAAGAAGAAGAGUGCGCGCACAAAGAAUAGAGUGAAAAAGUGUAAGCGGGAGAGUACGAUAGAGAGUACUGCAACAAUAACAAAUCAACUGCUCUCUUUCGUGUUUCUUUUAGUUCAACAACUGUCAAAAUGUGUGCGUUUAAUCCAGUGAGCGAAUUCCACGUGGCGGCGGUUCUUCAAGAAAGCCGCCUGGAUGCGUUUUUGCUUUGAUAGGCUGUGCUUCGCCACCAAGCGACCAGCCAACAAUAGCAAUAGCAAUAGCAAUAGCCACCAGCAGCACAGCGGCACAAAUGAGCCGUGCAGCAGCAGCAGUCCCACAAAUACAAAUACAAAUGCACCACUCGCAACCACCGCACAGCCAGCCGUCACUGUCUAUGCCGAAUACCAGAAGCUGCAGCCAGCGAUAAUCAGCAGAGACGACACCGAGGCCAAGCCACCGGACAUCAUCUCAGAGAACAGUCGAGAGCAGCCGCCGACACUCCCCCAAACGGCACCACCACCAGCACCGCCACCAGCACCACUCGCAGAGCGUCGUUAUCGGCGCCAUAGCAGCGCCGAAGAUCAGCAGCGCACGAGAGCGAUUGCGAUUGCGAUUCCAUUGCCGAGAGCUAAUUCGAAUACGAAUCUGAGAAAAGCGGUCAGCAUGCAGCAGGAGCCGAACGCCAACUAUCAGUUUCAGCCCGACCUGGGUCUGGUGAACAUCGUCAACAAUAACAACAACAACAUCAGCAGCAACAACGGCAGCAGCAACAACAACUUUGCCCACAACAGCGGUGGCAUCGUUACGCUGCCCGCAGCCAACAGCAUUGGCUACCUCGGCCUGGAGCAUACUGCGGCGGGUCUACGUCUGAUACCCGGCCCCGCGCCGCCCUGCCAUUCGGACGUGCUAACGCAUACGUUGAUCUACGGCACGCCACCCUCCGGCACGCCGCAACAGCUGCACACAGAUCCGCGCAGUCUGCUGCAUCAGCAGGAGCUGCAGUUGCAGCAGAGAUAUCAGCAAUUGCAACAGUUGCAGGCGCAAACGCAGGGCGUUUAUACAGCGUCGGGCAGCCCUGUAGUAGGGAUUUAUCAGCCCAGCAGCCAGCCGGUGGCCAUACCCGGCGCCUGCCAUUCACCCACCGCCCAACCACAGCAACAAUUGCAGCAGCAAUUGCAACAGCAGCAACUGCAGCAACAACAACAGCUACAGCAGCAGCAGCAGCAGCAACUACAGCAGCAGCAGCAUCCGCAGCCGCCCAACUCUUUGGCGAUAGCUCAACAAAUGCAGGGCCUGCGUAUUUCUGGCUGCACGCCGGGCAGCAGCUCGGCAACGCCCUCGCCGGUGGGCAUGGUCGAUGCGACGCUCAUGAUGAGCAAUACGUAUGUGGCGGCCACGCCUCAGGAGGAGCGCUUCCUUCAAAUCAUACAGGCCAAGGAGAUGAAGAUUCAGGAAAUGCAGCGUGCGCUUCAAUUCAAGGACAACGAAAUCGCCGAGCUGCGUUCCCAUCUGGAUAAGUUCCAGAGUGUCUUUCCCUUCAGUCGCAGCAGCGCCGCUGGCUGUGCAGGCGUUGGAUCUGCCUCGCCCGGCGCUGGCAAUGGUCCCGGUUCCAGCAGCGGACCAACCACUGCCACAGGCGCCACACGCAAAUCGGGGCAAACGUUCCAGCGGCAACGCGCCCAGGGCAUCUCGGCAGAGCCACAGAGCGAAUCUUCCGUCUUGCUCGAUCAUAUCAGCUUUCCCAAAUACGAAAAGGAUGAGCGCUCCCGUGAACUUAUCAAAGCGGCCAUUUUGGAUAACGAUUUCAUGAAAAACUUGGACUUGGCCCAAAUACGUGAAAUUGUCGAUUGCAUGUAUCCGGUUAAAUAUCCAGCCAAGAAUCUAAUCAUCAAGGAGGGAGAUGUCGGCAGCAUUGUCUAUGUUAUGGAAGAUGGACGCGUGGAGGUGUCACGCGAGGGCAAAUAUCUGUCGACACUAUCCGGCGCCAAGGUGCUGGGCGAAUUGGCCAUUUUGUACAAUUGCCAGAGGACGGCGACGAUUACAGCGAUCAGCGAAUGCAAUCUGUGGGCGAUCGAACGCCAAUGCUUCCAGACAAUCAUGAUGCGAACGGGCCUCAUCCGUCAGGCGGAAUACACGGAUUUCCUCAAGAGUGUGCCCAUUUUCAAGGACUUGGCGGAGGAUACUCUAAUCAAAAUCUCCGAUGUACUUGAGGAGACGCACUAUCAACGAGGUGAUUAUAUUGUGCGCCAGGGAGCACGCGGCGACACCUUCUUCAUCAUUUCAAAGGGCAAGGUGCGAGUGACAAUCAAGCAACAGGAUACCCAAGAGGAGAAGUUCAUACGCAUGUUGGGCAAAGGCGAUUUCUUUGGCGAGAAGGCGUUGCAAGGUGAUGAUCUGCGCACAGCCAACAUAAUUUGCGAGUCUCCCGAGGGUGUCAGCUGCCUGGUCAUUGAUCGUGAGACAUUCAAUCAGCUAAUAUCAAGUCUGGAUGAGAUCAAGCAUCGCUAUGACGAUGAGGGUGCCAUGGAACGCAGAAAGAUCAACGAGGAGUUCCGCGACAUUAAUCUAACAGAUCUGCGCGUGAUUGCUACAUUGGGUGUGGGUGGAUUUGGACGCGUGGAACUGGUGCAAACGAAUGGCGACAGUUCGCGUUCGUUUGCCCUCAAACAGAUGAAGAAGUCGCAGAUUGUUGAGACGCGUCAACAGCAGCACAUCAUGUCCGAGAAGGAAAUAAUGGGCGAGGCCAAUUGCCAGUUCAUUGUGAAACUGUUCAAGACCUUCAAAGACAAGAAGUAUCUGUAUAUGCUGAUGGAGAGCUGCCUGGGUGGCGAACUCUGGACGAUAUUGCGUGAUAAGGGCAACUUCGAUGAUGCCACCACUAGAUUCUAUACAGCUUGCGUUGUGGAGGCGUUUGACUAUUUGCACUCGCGCAACAUUAUCUACAGGGAUUUGAAGCCAGAGAAUUUGUUGCUGGAUGAAAAGGGAUAUGUAAAGCUGGUGGACUUUGGCUUUGCCAAGAAGCUGCAAACGGGCCGCAAAACUUGGACUUUCUGUGGUACGCCCGAAUAUGUGGCUCCCGAAGUGAUACUGAAUCGAGGCCAUGACAUUAGCGCCGAUUAUUGGUCACUUGGCGUGCUGAUGUUUGAGCUGCUCACAGGAACUCCACCUUUUACGGGCUCGGAUCCUAUGCGCACAUAUAACAUUAUACUUAAGGGCAUUGAUGCCAUCGAAUUUCCGCGUAACAUCACGCGCAAUGCCAGCAAUUUGAUCAAGAAACUGUGCCGCGAUAAUCCCGCCGAGCGUUUGGGCUAUCAACGCGGCGGCAUUAGCGAAAUACAGAAGCACAAAUGGUUCGAUGGCUUCUAUUGGUGGGGUCUACAGAAUCGGUCUUUGGAGCCACCAAUAAAGCCCAGCGUGAAGAACGUUGUGGACACAGCCAAUUUCGAUGACUAUCCACCUGAUCCGGAGGGACCGCCACCAGAUGAUGUUAGCGGCUGGGACAAGGAUUUCUAAUGUAGAAGACGUACGGAAUGUUUUUUUUUGACGCUGCUCUCUAGCGGACUGUGUCGCGCAUCUGCUGCAUCUUGAAAAAGGGAUAUUGAAAAUCGAUCGGUUGGAUCUUAACUAGUGCGCCAUUUGUGUGCCAAAGCAAUAGUCAGGAUCAGGCUUCAACAUUGAAAGCUGAUCCCCCAAGUAGCAGUCGCAACGCCUAGGGUCCUCAUACCAAUAAUCGUCGUACCCAUAUCAUAACCAAGAAUAAAGAAAAGAAUAUGCAUCUGCAAACACCCAUCUACAAGCAGCUCAAGGAUGCAGCUCAUUGUCUCAGAUUGAUCUGAUUAUCAUAACAUUGUGCAACACUAUGAAUUUAUUAACGAGUUUAUAAACUAUUAUUAUUGUGUAAAGAUUGAGAAAUCUAUAUCUUCUAGUUCAUUGGAUAUCGAUAGAAAUUGUAAGUAGGUUCCUGUAUCCUGGCAUUGCUCUGUUUCAGCCAUGUGCAUUGUGUAAAUUGUUUUCCCCUCUCUUAUCUAUAUACAAAUUACAAAGAUCAUUGUUAAUUGUACCAAGUGCACACACACCCACACAUACAAAUCGGAUUGCCUUAUAGCCUGUAAGCUGAUUCUUAUGCAAUUAUAUGAUCAAGACUUUCAUGCCCAUAACAUGUAACUUUUCCACUUGUCUAAUUAUCUAUCUAUCAUUUUAAUGCCUCUAAGCAAUUGUUGAUCUAUAUGCUAAUAAUUCUUC